Messenger RNA from Pomacea canaliculata, 4345 nucleotides. Its product is annotated as chorion peroxidase-like. The transcript has 13 exons. Lineage: Eukaryota; Metazoa; Mollusca; Gastropoda; Architaenioglossa; Ampullariidae. The record is from RefSeq and is a predicted model, not a curated record. Gene Ontology annotation, molecular function: peroxidase activity; heme binding. Bases 88 to 1974 code for a protein of 628 amino acids. Gene Ontology annotation, biological process: response to oxidative stress.
ACUUCAGCGUUUGAUAAAGUCGUUGUCAUUGAACAUACAGUCAAACAGUCAAUCAGCGAUAAAUUUCGGACUUGAAACCAGACAGAAAUGAACUUUAAACUGUCCGUCGUGUUUCUUACGGCAGCCUUCAUCUCUUCUGUGGCAACCUCUGAUGUUCGAGAGUUGCCGAGCAGGAGUCAAUCUCCACCCGACUAUUGUCUGAUGCCACAUCUGGGUAACGCUGUCUCCACUGGUUCAAUCUAUGUGGAGCCAUGGAUAGCGUAUCAGGAUCACACCAAGGUUCAUCCCAAACAUUCCCGAUUUGCAAGAUAUCGCACGGCAGACGGUAGUGGCAACCAUGUGUUUAACCUGGGCAUGGCCAACACCCCCCCUUCUAGGAUACUUCCCCCUGACUACGAGAACGGUGUCGACUCCCCACGCACGCUGGGGGUGCGCGGCAGGCCCCUCCCUGCGGCCUUGGACGUCAGUCGGUUCAUCCACACAGACGUGGUGGACUUUCAGAACUUCACAGUCAUGCUGAUGGCCUGGGGACAGUUUAUGGAUCACGACCUCGCGGCCUUUAUUUUAUCCUCCAGACAAAAUGGUUCCAUUGCCUGUUGUGUCAACGGCACGGUGAAUCCAGUUCCCAAUCCUGACUGCUUCCCGAUGAUCAAGUCAGAUAAUGAUCCGCGCUUUGAAUCGUCCUGCUUGGAGUUCUCGCGCUCCCUCGCGGCACGGACGAAAAUGGCACCAGGCCCGAGACAGCAAAUAAACACAGCCACCUCUUUUAUUGAUGCGUCGAUGGUGUACGGUAGCAGUCAGGAGGUUCAGCUUAACCUUAGAGAGAAGCUUUCUUCAGGAGAACCUAGUCAUCUGCUACGCUCGGAGUCUGGAGAGUUACUUCCUCGCAGACCACAAGACAACUGUAUUCACAGUCCAGGCCGAUUUUGCUUUUUGGCAGGAGACGAUCGUGUGAGCGAACAGCCGGGAUUGACUGUCGUGCACACGCUCUUCCUGCAGCUGCACAACAAGAUCGCACGAGACCUCGCCACUCUCCGCCCUUACGACUCGCACGAGGAGAUCUUCCAGCUCACUCGCAAGAUUGUCGGCGCCAUCGUGCAGAACAUCCAGUACAGCGAGUGGUUGCCUAUCUUCCUUCCGAAAAGCAUCCUCUCACAGUUCAGCCUGCUCACUGGCAGCAGGACCAGGUACCUGCCGACAGUCGAUCCCUCCAUCUACAACGCCUUUGCAACUGCCGUCUUUCGAAUGGGUCACACUUUGAUCCCUGCCUUCUUCAAUGUCAGUGGCAGGGUAAUUCCGCUUCGGCAGCUGUUUAACAAGCCCGACAUUAUCUUCGAGGAUUUCAAAGGCGUGCUUUUGUCUCUUGUUAGCCCGCUGUUUACCAACGGCGCUCGUGCAUUUGACAGAUUUUUUACAGAAGAAAUUACAGGUCACCUUUUUGAACCUAGAACCCAGCCACCAGCACCUGCGCGCAGCCGCGGUCUGGACCUGAUUGCGUUGAAUCUUCAGCGAGGUCGAGACCAUGGUUUGCCCUCGUACAACAACUACCGAGAAAUUUGCGGCUUGAAAAAGUUGACAUCGUUCUCACAGUUCGUCCCUUCGGCAGUGGGCCUCAAGCUGGCAACUGUUUAUGACAACGUUGACGACAUAGACCUUUUCACUGGACUCAUGUCCGAGAAACCUCUGGCAGGUGGACUCGUCGGCCCCACCCUUGGGUGUCUGCUUGGCAUCCAGUUCCACAGUCUCAAAUUUGGCGACCGCUUCUACUUCGAGACCGUCAGUGAGCUCGAGGGAUUUACCAAUGACCAGCUGAGAGCUAUCCGAUAUGUUACUCUGGCCCAUGUGAUCUGCAUGUCCAGGCGAGUGAACAGUGUCCAGCUAAAAGCUUUCGAAGUUUUUAACGAAAUAACGAACCCGGAAGUGGAUUGUUCUGAACUGAGGCAUAGCUUCAUUGACCUGAGGCUCUUCAAGUAACAACUAUCACUUUCGCCGGCACAUGGUGGCUUUCAAAGCUUACAAUUAUAGGAGAAGGAAAUAUUUUCACAUGGGUAUUUUGAUAUAUAGAAUCUGUAAGGAAAUUUUGCCUGCCUACGUGUACAUUCUAUUUUGUCACAUUGUUAAGGAAAUUAUUUUUCAAACACUGAUAAAAAUGUGAUUUGAAAGUAAGAAUCGCAUGCUUAUUCAUAUUAGGGAAGUGUGCAUAUACUUUCUCUCUUUUCGUCUUUCCCCAGCACCCUCUUGCUUGAGCGCAUGCCGUUUGUUUUUGUUUUGUGUGUGUGUUGGGGGGCGGGGAAGUUACGCUACGCUUUAGUUUUCUCGAGAGUUGUUUCCCAUGUCUUUCUCUCAUCCAAUUAAAUGGCCGCUCAGUAACACAUCAUUCGAGUGUAAGGGGAGGGGAACUGGUGUUUUAUGUCAAGCCAGCAAGUAAAGCUAAAUCACGACAAGACGGCCAGCCCUGUAAACGGAUGCCACAUGCAGAGAAAUAACCGCGUGCCUUAGACGAGAGCUGAACCCAGGACAGCCAACCUCGACUGUAUUGAUGACAGGCGCUGAUGACGUUGCGCCACCGGACCGCCCGGAGCAAGAAUAAAACACACACACACACAGCAAAGCACUUGGAUGUACACUUUAAAACAGAGAACCAUUUUUAUUCGUAAGUGGUAAUAGAAACGUUCUACGAACAUGUCCGUUGAUAGGUGCUGGUUAGCACGCGAAGCCAACAGCCUUACCUGCCAGACAUAAUUUUAACCGGUUCAUUACAGUAUUUUCUCAACAGAACACACCUUUACACCCCAUCGUGUUUACUGUACUCAUAUUAUGGGAUUGUACACGAUACCUCUAUUCCAACAUCGUAACAUUGCUGAGAAAGUUUAGUCCCCUUUAGUCGCUGUUGGAACACAAAUAGUAAAAUCUCUUUUGUUGUUAACGAAACAUGUCGGUGACACCUGAACAUCAGAUCAUUACAUAACAUACUAUGACCCGUUAGCAAGUUUUUCGCGAGGUGCAAACCAGGUGUGCUUUGGGGUAAUCAAGUGUUAUGUGUCUGUAGAUUAACUGUAGGCCUUUUUUGUACAACUAUGGGUCGACAUUUGAGCAAAUGAGGCAAACAUAGUAUACACCCGUGAUGUAAAAGAUUUUAUAUAACUGUGGCGUGAAAAGCAUUUCCACAUUUUGAAUUGCUAGCCCUGUGGACAUCGGAAAAACAAGACAGUGAAUGAUCUACACAGACAGAUUAAGAAACAGAAAGAAGCCAUAACCUAAAGAUACAUAUACUUUCUCAAACUAUGUUAGUCUAUUUUUGGAACAAAUAUGAAAAAAAAACUCUUGAAAUCCUAUUUGAAUAUUUUCUUUUAUUUACAGACACACGCUAUAGUUAUACAGAACGGAGCACAGCAUCAAAGUCUAUGAAAGGCAUUUGGAAUUACAGAUAGCUGCACACACUACACCCCACCACCACCACUACCAUCAAACACCCAUCAAAUAAGGGACAAAGUCCACAUAAACUGACACAUAAUCAGAAGCUUUACAAACAUGACUUUAGAAACCGAUAUUUCAUGCUGCAAGCCAUUUAAAGCCACACAUAAUGAGUCUUUUCGAAAUGAUUAGGAAAUCUUUACAAAACGUGUACUCCAUGUGGUAGAAAUAAACAUUACAGUUAUGAGAAUGAUAAAAACCUUCCAAGAGAGCAUCAAGACUUACGUUUUAUUACAAUAAUAAAUAAUAAACAUGUGAUUUAUUCACGAAGGAGAAGGCUUUUAUUGCUUGAGACAAGGAGACAUGGACAGAAUACAAUUGACGGAAGGAGAAACAGCCUUGCAGACAAGUAAUAGCAAUAAACAUAGAAGGCGCAAAGAGGAAUCGGGGAACAAAGAGGACGGAUGGAGAAUGUCAUAAGUCUGCAAAGGAAGACAAACAGGUGAACAAGUAUUAUCACAACUAUUAACAACAAAUCAAUAGGCAAAAAAGUGAUAGAAAGGGUGAGACAAUUGGCAUUACAACAUUUGAAGGUAUCUGUGUUCAGAGCAGCUGAAUCCAAGUAAGACACAGAGCUUGAUGUAAAACACUGAGAUUUCCAUGACAACUGAAGAGCUCGUUUGUCUACAGUUUGCUAAGUAUUAAGCUUGUUGAACCUGUUCAUUUCAUGUCUUUCAAUAUGUUCAGUAAUUACGAUAAAUAUCAAAAGUCUACAAUAAAUUAAACUGUUUAAAACAAUAGCAUGAUUUCUUUUACCUUACCUGCCGAUGUGUGAUAUCGGCAACUCGAAAGCAUGCUGCAUGUUCGCGGUUCAAAGAUUCUUGAAACAUACCUUCAACACUCUGUCAUGAUUUUGACUUAUUUUCACGGU